UUUUCUCCCUUAAUGAUAAUGUGAUGUUAUAUUGUUAUUAUGGUUUACCAAUUAACCAAAUUGAUUAAACUUUAGUUUGGUUAAUUUGAUUGUUAUAUUAGUUUGGAUGGUUUGGUUAUGGUAUUGUAUUCCAUGAUUAAUAAAAUUUGGACUUAUUUGGUUAGGUAAUUACCAUGGUAACAAUUUGAACACCCAUAGUUAGGAGACAAAGAUUCGAGCUAAAAUGGAUCAGCCCAAUAUCACAAAUUAUCCCACGAUCCGGCCCUAUCAUUAUCAUUCCUAGUGAUAAUUGUAUUAGUUAUUAAUUUACGGCGGUUUGCAGAAUAUGAGUCUAAAUCUACAUAUUGUUAACAAUUUAGAGAUUAUAACUCUUCGAAUUAUUGAAAAUAUAUUUUAAAAUGUUUAUUAUUUGAUAACUGUGAUUGUUAUGAAAGUAAAUAUUCUAAUUUUAUAUUAAAUAACAUGUUUAUUCUUAAUUUUAAUAAAUUUGAGUGCUUCGAAAAAUAUUGAAUUUUUUUAUAAAUAUAUUUAAUGGGAUAAAUAAAAAAAGGAAGAGAUAAAUUAGGACGAAAAAAUAAUUUAAUGAUCAAUAUAUAAACUCAAGGUUUAUUCUCCUCAUUUAUUCUAUCUCAAUCUUCUUAAGUUAUAUUACUAGUAGAGAUUUCUAGUUUACAAAAACAACAUAAGCUAACGCAUGAGUAAAUAUCUUGCCAACACAAAUAAGUUAGGAAGACACAAAUCUCAUAGAUAUCAUGCAAGAUCGAAGGGCAAACUUGUUUCUUGUCUUGAUGAUCUAACAAUUACCAUAGGAGCAAUUUUUCGCAACCCACAAUAAACCUCGAGAUCAAUAUAUUAAAUCAUUAAGAAAAACAUGUUUAGAACACUCUAAGUUCAACUCCAUAACAACACUAACACGCCCCCUCAAACGAAAGUCACUCACAAGGGCUUGAAAUUUGCACAGGUCUGAAGACAAGAAUAUCAUGUGCUUAACAAAUGGGGUCACCGGGAAUCGAACACAAGACCUCUUGGUCACAUAAGGCUCUGAUACCAUGUCAAGAACCAGUUGAUCCCAAUAACUCGAAUUGUUGGGAGAGGUUCAAUCGUGAAUCAUAUACCACAACACUAACAUAGAACACUCAGCAACGAGCGUGGUCGUCGCCAUCCCCCUUCUUGUUUGUUAUUGAGCUAAACUAAUUUUAGAAGUAAUAAGUUGAUUCUAGGGGUUAAUUGCAUCGGUGACACUUAAUUCUUGCAAUUGUUGCAUUUCAACCACUUAGGGGUGUUUGGAUUAAGGUUUCUAAUUUGAGUGAUUUGUGAGAGAUUUGACCUCAAAUUUCUCAACUAAAAAACCGGAUAUUUGUGAUUAAGGAUUUCUAUCAAAUUUCUUGUUUGUCUAGAAAUCAAGGUUUUUAAUGAAAAAUUAAAAUACAAUAUUGUCAUGUUCAUCUUCUUCUUCGUUUCUUCCUCGGCUACUCUAGGAACGCUGAACCCAGAUGCCUAGCGUUCUGUUUCCAGAAUUAGCCUUCUUUGACUAAGAUGACGAGGACAACCGAUGCAGAAAUCACAGGAACGAAGAAUUCUAUGGGAGCUGGAAGCCAUUGACGGGCAGAUUGGAAAGACGAAUGACAUUCCGUUUCCAGAUUGGAUCAAGCUUGUGACGGCGGUGGGAGAGCAAUACAGUUCUAGUCUGAAAUUUGCCACCACAAGCCAGGUAGGAAGGUCACCACGAGCAAUACAGUUCCCGUCCUGUCAGAGCGCUCCAAUUUCCGGCUCCAACUCACGAAACCAUAUUCGCCAGAAGAAAAAGAGGAAGGUCGAAGGAUGUUGUUGGACGCCAUUCCCAGAUACCUCAAGAGAAGCCCGACGCUGACAAGAGAGAGUUGAGGAAGAGCAAGUUUUGCCGGCGAACUGAACUCUCCAGAGAACGAUGUGUGAAGUUUACUGGGUAGUGGAAGGAGAAGGAGGAAGAGCCAAAUUGGAACAAAAAAAGAUGAGGGAUUUCAAAAAUAGCUAACCCCAUCAGCUAUUUUGAAAUUCCACAUAUAUGGGUUUUUUAAAUCUUUAAUGGCCAUAAUCCCAGUUCUAUCCAAACGUGUUAUUUGAUUCAAAUCUCUCAUUAUGUGGAAUUGUUUUAAAAUCCUACAUCACCAUUCUGCCACAAUCUCCCAUCCAAAUGACCCCUUAAAGUAAUUUUGUUGCAACUAAAGGCUGUAAGUCGUAUUACAAGUGCAUCGUCACUACUUGCGUCCUCCGACAUAACGGUAGGUAUCUAAAUGAUUAUUUGCCAUGCCACGUAGGCAGUACAUGUUAGCAAAUCUAAUGAGUCAUCAAAACCUGGGCCCACGACUUGGCCACUUCUCCUACUCUUUAUCUUCUUGGAAACUAACCCAAAAAUCUCAUUCUCUCUUCGUCCUCAAAAACUUUGAAACCCUUCCUAGUUCCUACCCAUUCUCUCUUCUUCCAUGAAACAAUUGCAAUAAAGCGAUCUCCUUUCGUUCUCUCUAUUUUUUCUUUUUUCUAGAGUACGUCUUGACUGAAGCUCAUGAUCAUGCUGACAACUCCUGUCAAUUUGUCGCCAUGGGCAGUGGGACAUGAGGAGUCGAGGAUCUCCCAUCGCAGCCCAAUCGAAGGUGUUUGAAAUCUUUGCAUUUUCUUUCACCAUUGAAACGUAGAAGAGAGAAUGACUCGAAGGACGAAGUGCUCUCAUCGUAGACCAUGACGUCGGAGUAGCCGUUGUAGGUGAUGGUCCCAUCGGAGCUGAGGCCGAAACAAGUGAGGGUGUAUUUGGGGAAGUAGUUUUCGAGGUCGUUGAUGCAGUUGUCGCAGGACGAUGCAAUCGACGUCGACUCGAUCGCCCGGGUUGGAUCUUGUAACUUGGCUUCUGACUUCGGUGACCUGGUCGAUGAUUUCGUGGCCGAGUAGUACUAGUGGGUACGUGGAGGUACUGACUCACUCCUACUACUGUGACCCUAGAAAAUGGCCAAGUGCAACCACUUCCUAAAGCGUAGUAUAGCGGGUUUGGGUUUAAAUGUCAACCCGGGUCCUAGAUUUGAUGACUACUCAGUGAAUUCUUGUUAUCUAGCAAUAAAACUUUAGUGCAGGUCUAAACUAACAAACAAACAAAGCAACUAAACGGUUGUUUUCAGGUUAAGAGAGGUCACCCGGAUAUGGUUCCCCCUAGACUGCAGUUAAGUCGGAUUGCAAUUACGAAGUUCAGUUUCUAUGAUAGUUAUACUGCGGAAGGUUCUUAAGCAGUCUGAAGUCUCGACUAAAGGUCUCCAGACCCUCUCAAUCUGAGUCUCUAGCGGGCGACUAACCUCCACCAGAGUAAACAGAUUGAGGCCCUACGAACAAAACCUCUACUACCUAAGUGAAUUCGGUACAGAAUAGUGAGUUGGCUCCUCGACUAAAGUCACCAACUCCCUACCUUCAAUCAAGGAUGCUCUAUCAACCUAGGCAGAUAUUCUCAUUCUAGGUUAAAGCAGAAACAACAUGAAUUUGAUCAGGAUUCAAGUCAUUCAAUCAUUCAAGCCUCAAUCGAAUAUAAACAACUCAUAGAA
This is a messenger RNA of Linum trigynum, 3560 nucleotides long. The record is from the annotation of a GenBank genome assembly. NCBI's taxonomy places the organism in Eukaryota, Viridiplantae, Streptophyta, Magnoliopsida, Malpighiales, Linaceae.